Racocetra persica is the source of this 539-nucleotide messenger RNA. The record is from the annotation of a GenBank genome assembly. NCBI's taxonomy places the organism in Eukaryota, Fungi, Glomeromycota, Glomeromycetes, Diversisporales, Gigasporaceae.
AUGUCUCAAAGUAGUAAACAAAAAUCCAAAGUGCUUGUACCACCUGUUGAAAGACAAGAAUCAAUGAGUUCUUCAACAUCCGAAUCAUACGAAACAAACAUACCUAGUGAAGAAAAUCCUAAAAGCACUGAAGGCACCAGGGGGUAUAUCAGUUCUGAAAAUACUGAAGGUACUGGAAAUGCUGGUGGUCCUGGAGGACGAGGUAUAUCACCUGUUUGGUUGUUUUUUGAACGAGGAAAAUCUAGUUCAGCUGGACAUUAUUCAGCAAAAUGUUCGUAUUGUGCAUCUAAAUGGGCAAGAGGUGAGCCACAGAAACUUGAGGCUCAUCUUGCACUUGAAUGUGCUUAUGUAGAUGAUGAAGUUCGGCAAAUAUAUUUACUUCGUGUAUCUAACCGUGAUCAGUCAAACGAAGCAGAAUCUGAUAUUCAAACAGUUUUAAAAAAACAAAAAAUAAACAAGCAGUCUAGUAUUUCAAAGUUUUUUCCACAAUCAGGAGGUGGUUUAUCUGAAGCACGAAUAAAUGCUAUAAAUAGCUCAUU